GCAGCACAGAGGAAAACCUCUUGGCUCACUCACUUUUUGCUGACAUUCAAACAUAGCCCCACCAGAUUUCACAUUUAUAUUUCUCUCGCAAACUCUUGAGCUACUUCAUUACUAGCAUGCGCGCACACCUUUCUGCACCCUUUUCGCCGGCUCUCUCUCACACACUCACACACACCUUCUUGCACUUAGUGGCUCAUUUAGAGAGCUGGAGGAUUUUGCUGGAUAACGCAGUGUUUGCAUUUGUCCGCGGCAUGUGUAAGAGAUCUGGAACGAUGCUGUGAUCUUGCUUCUCCUGCGACGCUACAGAAGAAAGGCUUCUAAAACCUCACUGAACAACACACGGCUGACUGACUUUGAAAGGGAUUUGCUGCAUCAAACCUUCUUCUGCAAUAUCUUUUUUUUUUUUUUUUUUUUUCCUGCCUUUGUUGCCUGACUCUCCUCCAGUCUGGGUUUAAAGCCCUGCUUUUUUUUUUUUUUUUUAAGCUUUUCACCUCUAAGACUCUGUCACAUCAUGUCCCUCUUCUCUUCAGCAUCGUAUACCUGCUUUGACCCGGCUACUUCCUGCAGACAUUAUGAGCAAUCUUUAGAGGAUGUGAGGCUCAGCUUCUCCCUGGGGUUUCUCCGCUUUCUGUCUCCAUCCCACUCACUUCAUUAGCUCAUCUUUUCCUCUUUUUCUUCUCUAACAAUCUGUUUUGGUGUCAUCCACUGCCUCUUCUCUCUUCAUGUCUCUUUCCUUCUCUUGCAUUGGCUUUUCCCUCCUGCAUUGCCCACUUUCAUCUUCCUCUCUCUCACUCUGUUCCAAUUCUCUGCUCCCCUCUCUGCCCUACAUUUUUGUCUCUGCAGCCCACUGAUGCCCAUUUCUCUCAUCUGAUUUUUGGGUGAUUUGUUUUGCUAUCUCUUUUGGACAGUAUUGUGGAUUUACCAAUCAAAAAUUACUGCCUUUUUGGAGGAUUGUCCUUCAGUGCCACUUUGUAAGCUGGAAAUUUGAAAUAAAGCACAAAGCUCUGUUCUUCUGAAACAUUUUUUAACUUUUACAUCGGGAUUAAUAUACUUGAUAAUUUGGUUGGCUUCGAUGACCUGAUUCAUUGCACAAGAAGAUGAUCCGAUUGCAAGGGAAUAAUCUCAUCAAGUGGAGUUGCAAAGUUUGAAUAUGUGAUCGGAGCACCUCCUCUUCGAGGAAGCGUCUUUCAGCAAUCAUCUACAUCCUCUAGGACUUGGACUCCCUGCGGUGACGGAACUAAAAAUGUGCGUUCUGACAGAGGAUGAUUACAUAUCGUUUUGUGCAGUGAAAAGGGAAUUUUUGCUAGGUCAAAGGUCAUGACAUAAAUCGGAUGGAUUGAUUUGCAAGAAACUUGACCACAAAUUACUUCAAGUCAGACAAAGUGUCUCUGCAAGCUGGAAAGGAUGACAUGAUAAUGUUGGUGCCCUUUAUCCAUCCGGAUUCUUUACAGUAAACCUUUUCGUACCAUGAAUAUAUCUGUUACCAGUGAUAGUCAGGUUUCCAGUCCAGAAGAACUUGGAUCCAUUUUUGGAAAUAUUCAGAAACACCUCUCCAGUUGUUCUGCCUUUGUACAUCCACGUUUUCCAACCAUGAUUGCUUUAAUCGCUUGCUAGAAGCCGGAAUAGAAACUCCUCCUAGUUGUUGGCUCUAUGCUGGUUCUUGGGCCCAGCAGUACAACGUGGGCUCUGUGGCCCGACCUGGAGCUUGUUGCCCCUCCGAUAAAAUGGAGAACAGUGGCUGUAUCCCUCUCUGCUGGAGCAAAGGGGCCUGCAUCUAUGCGCAGCAUCCGCUACCAAAAUAUGACGGCCAGUUAGCCCCAGCAGGACCAUCCGAGUCAGGCAUGGCAUCGUCUUCCUACCUGGAGCCCAGCCUCAAUCACUCGACAGCGGGCGGUUGCGGGGUAAAAUCCCGGCCAGGAAUGCCUGGAGCUCCCGGCACCAGUGGCUCUGCUGGGGGGCUGGAGCGACCUCCUGGCUCCAUGGACCGGGUUCUCAAAAUCUUCCACUACUUCGAGACAAACAGCGAACCAAGCACCUGGGCGAGUAACAUCAGAUAUGGAGACGCUACGGAUGUCCGGGGUGUUAUCCAGAAGAUAGCAGAGAUCCACAAGUUGCGCUGCGUGUCGUCUCUGGGCCUCCGUUUGACCCAUUUGCACUCUGACGCUCUGCACUGGUUACAUCCAGAUCUGGGCGUGUCUCACGUCAGAGAGAGAUUUGAGAAACAGCAUCCACAGGAAGAGUGGCGGUACGAGCUGCGGAUACGGUACUUUCCUAAAGGUUAUCUCAGCCAUUUCUCUGAAGACAAACCCUCUCUCAACUACCUCUAUCACCAGGUGAAAAGUGAUUAUAUGCAACAUUUAGCUGACCAGGUGGAUCAAGAUGUUGCACUGAAACUAGGCUGUUUGGAAAUAAGGAGGUUCUUCAGAGAGAUGCCAGGAAAUGCUCUUGAUAAGAAAUCAAACUAUGAGCUACUAGAGAAGGAUGUGGGUUUGAGACGGUUCUUCCCUAAAAGUCUGCUGGACUCCCUAAAGGCCAAGACUCUUCGUAAGCAGAUUCAGCAGACCUUCAAACAGUUUGCUAACCUCAACGAUGAGCAGAGCAUCCACAAGUUCUUUGAGAUUAUCACUCCCAUCUACCCCUUUGACAAGGAGUGCUUCAAAUGUGCUUUAGGGUCUAGUUGGGUAAUAUCAGUAGAGCUGGCAAUAGGGCCAGAGGAAGGAAUCAGCUACCUCACAGAUAAGGGCUCAACUCCAACACACUUAGCUAAUUUUAACCAAGUCCAGUCUAUCCAAUACUCUGCUUUGGAAGAAAAGGACAGGAAAGGGAUGCUUCAGCUGAACGUCGCUGGAGCUCCAGAGCCCCUCACUGUCACGACAGCGUUGCUGAAUACAGCAGAAAACAUGGCCGACUUGAUUGACGGUUACUGUCGUCUCGUCUCCUCGGUUACGCGCUCCUUCAUUGUUAGAGUUCAUAAAGAGGGAGACAGAGCUCUUCCUUCGAUACCAAAAGUUUCAAAUCAUGAGAAGCGGAUGGAGAAGCGGAUGGAUGGCGUACGCACCCGGGCUGUUUGCGUGUCAGGUCACAUUAGUGGCGAUGAAACAGACGACUACGCUGAGAUCAUCGAUGAGGAGGACACCUACACCAUGCCUUCAAAAUACUAUGGACUAGAUCAAGCGCGGGACUACGAGAUUCAGCGGGAUUGCAUUGAGUUGGGGCGCUGCAUCGGUGAGGGUCAGUUUGGAGAUGUCCACCAAGGAGUCUACAUCAGCCAGGAGAACCCAGCUCUGUCUGUGGCGGUGAAGACGUGCAAGAAUUCGACGUCAGACAGCGUCAGGGAAAAAUUUCUGCAGGAAGCCUUGACCAUGCGUCAGUUUGACCAUCCUCACAUAGUGAAGCUGAUGGGAGUCAUUACAGAGAAUCCGGUGUGGAUCAUCAUGGAGCUCUGCACACUUGGGGAGUUGCGGUCGUUUCUCCAGGUUAGGAAGUACAGUCUAGACCUGGCCACUCUCAUCUUGUACUCUUAUCAGCUCAGCACAGCACUGGCGUACCUGGAGAGCAAACGCUUCGUACACAGGGACAUUGCAGCGCGAAAUGUGUUGGUCUCCACCGUCGACUGUGUAAAGCUGGGGGACUUCGGCCUUUCCAGAUACAUGGAGGACAGCUCUUAUUAUAAAGCAUCUAAAGGUAAAUUGCCCAUUAAAUGGAUGGCUCCAGAAUCCAUCAACUUCAGACGGUUCACUACAGCCAGCGAUGUCUGGAUGUUUGGCGUCUGCAUGUGGGAGAUCCUGAUGUACGGCAUCAAGCCUUUCCAGGGCGUGAAGAACAACGACGUCAUCGGCAGGAUAGAGAACGGCGAGCGCCUGGCCAUGCCCCCUCAGUGCCCCCCGACCCUGUACAGCCUGAUGACAAAGUGUUGGUCGUACGAUCCCAGCAAGAGGCCACGAUUCAAUGAACUUAAAACACAACUCAGCACGAUAUUGGAGGAGGAGAAGCUCCAGCAGAAAGAGAGGAACAGGAUGGAGAUGAGGCGGCAGGUCACCGUUUCCUGGGACUCAGGAGGGCCGGAUGAAGCUCCACCCAAACCCGUCCGCCGUCCAUCCCUUCAGCCCACCUUCAGCCUGGAUUGUAUUUCUGCUCCUCCUCUUCAUCACUGCCAAAAAAACCAGCGCUUUGCCUCUCAGCUUUCUCUCCGCACUGGAAACGCUCAUCCAUCAUCUCCCUCCUCUUCCUCCCACUCACCCGCUCCACCUCUCUCCUCGCUACCUCUGAAUUUUCCCCCUCGUCUUUUCUCUACCAGUUCUGAGCCUAACUCGCCUUUACUACAAAGAGCACCUCUUUAUAAAAGGUCUUUAUCUGAGGAAACAUCUAAGUUAAACUCUGAUUUGACAUUUUCUCCUUUGUGGUUUCCCCCAACCCACACUGGGACCCCCAUCACAACCAACGCCCCAGCCAACAGCAGCCAUUCCUUUCCUUGGCAUUUCUCUCCACUCCUUCCCCAACCCAGUCCAAACUUUGACUCGCUGCGCUGCAGUUGGUCAAAUUCUUGUCCUUAUAAGCAGUCACCGCCUGGCUUUCCCAGCUUUCACCCCGACACCCAGACUAAUCCUUACACCAUUGACCUUCUGACCCAGCAUGCUGCAGUGCAGUCAGGUUGGAGCGCCCCGCUUUUCCCUCCCCACACUGACGAUGUCCUUUCAGUGUCCUGUAAUCUGUCCUCGGCCAGCCUUCGCUCACCCAGUCCAAUGUCAGCCUCCCACAUGCUGCUAGCUCCUCCAUCUUCUGAAGGAGCCGUGUCCAGACCCUUUCAGCCAAGUAGACCAGGCUACCCCAGUCCCCGCUCCAGUGAAGGUUUCUACCCCAGUCCUCAGCAUCCUGGACAUUACCAGAUGGCAGCAUAUCCAGGCCCACACACCCUGCCCUCUGUGCCCAGCGCCCUGUACCCUCCACAGGCCGCUAUGGUGGACACGCAUCACGCGCACACACACCCCCGCCACCACGUCCACACGCACUCACACACACAGCUGCUUCCUCAGCCGCACGGGACCGACAUGGGUCUGUGGGGCUCUGUGAUGGAGGACAGGGCAGUAGACAUGCAGCAGUGUGUAGGCCAGCAGUGCCUGUUAAUGGAGGAGCAGCUGAUGAUACAACAGCAGCAGAUGGAGGAGGAUCAGAGGUGGCUGGAGCAGGAGGAAAGGCUGCUGAAACCAGAUACAAGGAGCUCUAGAGGGAGUCUGGACAGAGAAGACAGCGGACUGCAGCCCCCGACAGGAAACCAGCACAUUUACCAGCCUGUUGGCAAAUCAGACCAUGUGGUUCCCCCCAAAAAACCUCCUCGACCGGGGGCCCAGAGCCAAGUGGGUAGUCUGGCUUGUCUAAACACUGUAGACAGCUACAACGAUGGUGUCAAGCCCUGGCGGCUGCAGCCUCAGGAGAUAAGCCCACCCCCGACCGCCAAUCUGGACCGCUCCAAUGACAAAGUGUAUGAGAACGUGACGGGAUUGGUCAAAGCUGUGAUUGAGAUGUCGAGCAAGAUUCAGCCGGCUCCUCCAGAGGAAUACGUCCCGAUGGUUAAGGAUGUGGGCCUGGCCCUGAGGACGUUACUGGCCACAGUCGAUGAGACUCUACCUCAACUUCCAGCCAGCACACACAGAGAGAUCGAGAUGGCCCAGAAGCUGUUGAACUCUGACCUGGCAGAGCUGAUUGGAAAGAUGAAGUUAGCCCAACAAUAUGUGAUGACAAGUCUCCAGCAAGACUACAAGAAGCAGAUGCUGACAGCGGCUCACGCUCUCGCCGUCGACGCCAAGAACCUCUUGGACGUCAUCGACCAGUCGCGGCUGAGGAUGAUGGCCCACUCCCGCCCUCACUAGCCCCCUCUACAGGAGACCGAGCGCCUCUAUGGUUUCUGUUGGAGAACUGGAGACUCGUGGAUACCUUGUGUGUGUCAGUCCUCAGAGCAAACGGCAGCGGUGGCAGCCGGAGUGGACAAUGGCUGCACUCUGGUUCAAUCACUUUCCUCAGUCCUACUUUAACCACUGUGACUUUAUUUAACAAAAGAUCAGAGCAGAAACACUUCCUGAAUCAGAGACUUGGCUUCUCCCCUGGGAGAGAAGGUGACCCAAGUUGAUUUUUAAGCUGGAUGUGAAGGUUUAUAAAAGCUUACAACGGUAUCAAAACACUAUCAUGGGAGAGAUUUUUAAGCUUGAGCUGCUGUCAUCAGGGGGAAGGGCUGGUUGGACUGUGAUUAAUCUGAAACAUAUCUCUGUGAAACCAAACAGAGGGAGUGGACUUCAGCCAGCAGCCGUCUGUGAGCGUUUUGUUGAAGUCAGUCGGAAGUUUUCAGCCUCGGUUUUGAACUUUCCAAUCGGCGAAAACAGAAAGCUGGCAGAUAAGACCUCAGAGAUAUUUUCUGCUCUGAUUCGGUCCCAGAUGUUGCUUUCUACGGACGUUUUCAACAAGAGAGAGACGGGGUUUGCUCUGGAACAGCAGCCUGCCGUCUUCUCCUGUGUUUCCUCUGUCUCACCAGCUUUUAUUUAUAAACUCAAAUUACAGAGGAGACAGAGGGAGGAACAGGAAUUCACCAUUCAGGACUUUCUGGAGAAACGGCACACUGUCCUCUUCCUUCGCCUCUGUUUGACUGACUCUUUGCUUCUCACCGGUCUUCCUCCGCUCAUCUCUGAGCUGGUUUUAAAGACUCCAAAUGUGAAGAAUUCAAACCUGUCUGGGUGACACGCCACCACUUCCAGGACACUGUCAGCUUCCCUGUUUAUUCUAUUCUAUUCUUUCCUUUUCGUUGGCUGGCUGGCUCCAUGGUUUUACAUGUUGUUUUUGAAGCAGUGACGUUCUUCUUCCUGUAACUUCAAUCCCAGGAAAGAGGGAUGAGCAGAAACGGUGAAAUAAGUUAGACUUAACCUAUUUAUGUAAGUAAGGCAUCUACUCCUCUUUACUCCCUCCUGAUAUUUACUCCCACUACAGCUGUUCCUCACGGGAAAACCCGCGUAAACACCGUCGUGUUUCCGAUCACCCUCUCAGCGGCACCAAACCUGCACUUUGCUGGGCCAAAACCAAACCAACACCCAGAACCUUUGUGAGUCCCUUGUUUCUGUCAGGUGCAACACUUUAAAAAUGCCCCUCCUGGCAACGGUCUCACAGGUAAACAAAUAUAACCGCGAGAAAAUGCGGACCGGAAACUUGUUGCGCUGAUCACCUGCAGCGUGACGACAGGAAACAUCUUGGCCACCGUACUGGUGUAGCAUGAUAUACUGGUAAGGAGAAGAGCAUAUUUGCACAGCACCUAAAAGAAAAAAAAAUAAACACUUGUUUUGAUGGAUUUAAUCCAAAUAAACUCAAAUGUUCGUCUCAUGUUCAACCAGCAAUGAAAGGAGAUCGAACAUUUGAGUCCGACGUGGAUUAAAAUAUUUCAGAACAUACGCAUAUGGCAAAAG
This is a messenger RNA of Poecilia latipinna (sailfin molly), 7442 nucleotides long. RefSeq names its product focal adhesion kinase 1. Bases 1725 to 5867 code for a protein of 1380 amino acids. The transcript is spliced from 36 exons. Gene Ontology annotation, biological process: protein phosphorylation; signal complex assembly. Lineage: Eukaryota; Metazoa; Chordata; Actinopteri; Cyprinodontiformes; Poeciliidae. Gene Ontology annotation, cellular component: focal adhesion; cytoskeleton. The record is from RefSeq and is a predicted model, not a curated record. Gene Ontology annotation, molecular function: ATP binding; protein tyrosine kinase activity.